Molecule: messenger RNA, 5868 nt
Organism: Histoplasma capsulatum G186AR
Lineage: Eukaryota; Fungi; Ascomycota; Eurotiomycetes; Onygenales; Ajellomycetaceae
Product: nonribosomal peptide synthetase
Exons: 2
Coding region: 1-5868 (1955 amino acids)
Biological process (GO): secondary metabolite biosynthetic process; amino acid activation for nonribosomal peptide biosynthetic process
Cellular component (GO): cytoplasm
Molecular function (GO): phosphopantetheine binding; catalytic activity
Source: RefSeq, a predicted model, not a curated record
AUGAACAUGCACUUACCUGCUUGCAACGGCAAUAAGGUCGAUGGGAAUGCCCAAUUUGACUUCUCUGCAAGUGGUCGAGUAACAGAUGGGGUUUUUAUGGAGAAUUCCCUCUUAUUUCUCAAGGGUUUUGAGGAUCAGAUUGAUCUUUUAGUUUUGGCCUGGACUUUAUUCCUGUACCGAGAUAAUGGUCUCAGCGAUGAUGGAGAAUUCUCAUGGAGUCUGAAGGUCGCACCAACCGAUGAGAAUUCGAUUCUAAAAGGUUUCUCAAGCAAUAUCAAUGAAAUCGUUUUGGCGGAGAGCGACCCCGUAACGAAAGCACUUGCCUCCAUUCGCGCCAGACGGACCACUACCUCAAAUAACGAACAUACGCAACCAUCCACCUACUCCAUUUUGUUCACAAUUACCACUCAAACAGAGAAUGGCAGUGAAGAUUUGCCAUUUUACGUCGAAGCACUAGCAUCGAAUCCGAAAUUAUUGAUGAAGCAACACGGCCAACAUGCCACGCUAUCCUUGCAUGCUGUUCACAUCCAGUGCUCCGGAUUCAUGGAUAUUCUCGACUCAAUCCUCAAAAACACAGACCAGACAAUCAGGCAGGCCAUGCAGCUUGGUGACCGCGAAUUGCAGCAAUUGUGGAAAUGGAAUGCAUCUGUCCCUCAAACACUUGACGACUGUAUCCAUGAUAUUUUUGUGCAAAAGGCGCGAAGGGAUCCUAGUCGUCAGGCCGUUGUUUCGUGGGAUGGCGAAUUGUCUUACGGAGAAGUUGAUCAGUUUUCGACGCUGCUGGCAAUUCAUCUCAUUAAACUAGGUGUCAAAUUUGGAAACCAUGUCUUACUUUGUUUCGAAAAGUCAAUGUGGACUGUUGUUGCAGUGCUCGCCGUUAUGAAGUCAGGCGGCACAUUGGUGCUCACAGACCCGAGUCAACCUGAGGCGCGAUUGCAGACAAUAGCGACAGAAGUGGGUGCGAAUCUGAUGCUAACUUCGGAACGGCAGGAGGAGUUGGGAAAGAGAAUUUUAGCUGGAGGCGUGAUUGUGGUUAAUCGUGAUUUUUUCCAACAAAUCCAGACGUCAGUACUGCCGCCAGCUUCUGCAACCGACCUACCAUCUGUUCCUGGGUCUUCUCCCCUAUAUACCAUUUUCACAUCAGGAAGUACAGGAAAACCAAAGGGUGUGGUAAUAUCACACGCGAAUUAUACUAGCGGCGCUUUGCCGAGAGCUGAAGCUGUAGGCUAUGGUCCACACUCACGGGUACUCGACUUUCCAUCUUACGCUUUCGAUGUCAGUAUUGAUUGCAUGUUAUGCACUCUCGCCCAUGGAGGGUGUGUCUGUGUGCCAUCCGAAGACGAUCGAGUGAACAAUCUUAGUGGCGCAAUAAGAAACAUGAAAGUCAACAUGGCUCAUAUGACACCGUCCGUUGCAAGGGUCCUCGGAGAAGAUACUUUGUCUUCUCUUGAGGUUCUAGGUCUUGGGGGAGAAUCCGUUUCCGUCCGAGAUGCGGCAAACUGGGGCAAAUUGACAAAGGUUAUUAUUGCCUACGGGCCGUCAGAGUGCACGGUUGGCUGUACAAUUAACAAUGAAAUCGCACUUGAUCGAGCAUAUACUAGCAUCGGGAAGGGUGUUGGUGGUGUUACAUGGGUGGUGGACCCAACUGACCAUAAUCGUCUGAUGCCUAUCGGAGCAAUUGGCGAGCUUAUUAUAGAGGGUCCGAUUGUGGGGCGGGGGUACCUUAACGACCCCGAACGGACUUCAUCUGUAUUCAUUGAAGACCCAAUGUGGCUGCUUUCCGGUUGCCAAGGAUACCCUGGAAGACAUGGACGUUUCUAUAAAACGGGAGAUCUAGUCAAAUAUGAUCCAGAUGGCUCGGGCUCAAUAGUUUUUGUGGGCAGAGGCGACCAGCAAGUAAAGCUCAGAGGGCAGCGAGUAGAGCUCGGAGAGGUGGAACACCACUUACGGACCAGGCUACCAGCUGGAAACGUCGUUGCUGCGGAGGUUAUCACACCAGGAGGGAAAGGGGAUCAGCCAACCUUGGUCGCCUUUAUCGCAGAGAAAACCACCACGAAAUCCCAGACAAAUAAAGAAAUAGCGACCUUCUCCACGGAGCUCCGUCAUUCCCUAGAAGUGAUGGAUAAGGCGCUUGGGAGUGUGCUUCCUCGGUAUAUGGUGCCAGCAGCAUAUAUACCUCUGCUUGAAAUGCCAUUACUCGUAUCGUGUAAAGUAGACCGCAAGAAGCUACGCAGUCUUGGGUCUGCCAUGUCAAGAAAAGAGCUUAUUAGGCAUAAGACUUUCUCAUCACAGAAGGAGCCGCAGUCAGAGAGGGAGCGACAAUUGGCACAUCUCUGGAAAGGUCUAUUCGGCGCUGAAGCGGAGAUUGAUGUACAGAGCAAUUUCUUCGACUUAGGAGGAGAUUCUCUCAUGGCAAUGAAACUGGUGGCCGCUGCACGCGCGGAGAACCUUCUUACCAGCGUAGCUGAUAUAUUCCGGCAUCCAACCUUAGCAGAACUGGCUAUAACCCUGAAGCAUUCUGAUUCCGAAGCAGAAAUCGAUGUGCCGCCAUUUUCCCUCUUGGAUUCACACUGGAAAGAGAACAAUGCACGCAUCGAAACGGCAAAACUCUGCGGAAUUGACGCAACAUCGGUCAUGGAUGUCUACCCUUGUACGCCAUUGCAAGAAGGCUUGAUGGCCCUUUCUGCCAAAGUCAGCGAAGCGUAUGUUGCUCAGCGAGUUGUCGAACUAGCAAAUUCCCAAACAGCGCAGCGGCUCCAAAGGGCGUUCGAAACUGCAGCUGCAGACUCCCCAAUAUUACGCACACGCAUAGUGCAGGUUCCCGGCCAUGGUCUCAUGCAAGUUGUUUUGAAAGAUGGGAUCACAUGGCGUGCAGGCACGACCCUAGAAGAGUACUUGGUUAAAGACCGGAAUGAAUCAAUGGGAUUAGGCACACCGCUCGCGCGUUUUGCAGUUACUUCAAAUGAGACAACAGGCAAAGUCCAUUUUGUCUUGACAAUACAUCAUGCUUUGUAUGAUGGUUGGUCUAUGCCAUUGGUAGUGCGGCGCGUUAAUAGGGCGUUUAACAACCAGGAAUCAGAAAGAUCAGUCGCUUUCAACUCCUUUAUUAAACACCUCAGCGGCCUCAACCAUAAAGAUUCCGAGAUAUACUGGAAGGAACAACUGCAAGGAGCGAACGGUUUGCAGUUCCCAGCUCUCCCGCGGGCUGGAUAUCAAACACAGGCUCAAUCGCUAUUGGAACAAUACUUCCCGCUAGGGAAGACAUCGGCAUCAUGUACCAGCAUUGCGACCUCUAUCAGAGCGGCCUGGGCUUUGGUUGUAGGAAAAUAUACCUUAUCCGAUGAUGUCGUGUUUGGGGAAACUCUUACAGGGAGAAAUGCACCUGUUGUAGGUAUUGAAAAAAUUGAAGGGCCCAUGAUUACCACCGUCCCCGUGCGGGUACGGUUUGACCGAAAUACACGGGUUAGCGAGUAUCUACGAAGAAUCCACGAUGGCAGUAUACUUCGUAUCCCCCAUGAACACAUGGGACUGCAGCAUAUCAGACGCCUGAGCCCUGACGCGCGCGAAGCUUGCGAGUUGAGGACCGGCAUUGUCAUUCACCCAACCACAACGGAGGAUGGCACGAACCUGACGGGAGAUGGACCAGCCAAUGGUUUUGUCCCAGCCGGAGAUGAGGACGCUGCCCGCGAGGCAUUGAAAUUCAACACAUAUGCUCUUAUGUUGGUUUGCUCGUUGGAUCCCAAAGGUUUCCUGGUCAUGGCCAGCUUUGAUUCGGCCACAAUCGACGUCUGUCAAAUGGAUAAGGUGUUGGGGCAAUUCGGACAAACCGUACAACAACUAUGUGAAAAUGGGAAUGCCCUUGUCAGCGAUUUGCUACCAAUGACAGACGAAGAGCUAGCUGAGAUAUGGCGUUUCAGCAAUACCUACAAACCAAAUAGUGGAGAUGAGGUAGUCUUGGGUCAUGACUAUUCAGAUGCAACUGCAACUUGGAUAGUUGCUCCUGAAGAUUCGGAACAGUUAGUCCCGCUUGGGGGAAUAGGAGAGCUCGUCAUCGAAGGGGAUUUCCCAACAAACACUUCCAUUCAAAUCGGCGGUACCAAAUGGCUUUCUGCUGGUCAUCGGGAUAUUCCAGGAAGGCAAGCAACCCUUCAUAAAACAGGCCAGUUAGCCAAGUACAACAGUGAUGGUUCGUUAGUGAUCCUAGGGGGAAAAGGCAGAAAUAUCAAAUCUGACAUGGAAAUUAAGAAACCGGAAGCCAAAAGUCGGUCACAAGUGACAACUCCCAAACAACAGAAAUUACGAAAACUCUGGGCCCGCGUCCUUGGGAUUAGUGAGGACGAGGUUGGCUCUAAUGACAGUUUCUUUGACCUCGGCGGCGACUCUAUUAGCGCUAUGAAAUUGGUGUCAGAGGGAAGAAUGGAAAAUCUCGAACUGGUAGUUAUGCAGGUCUUCCAGCAUCGUCGUUUUCACGAUAUGGCGGAUAUUGCGAAGGAGUCGCUACCUCUCCAAGUAGCUACGAAACAAUAUAGUCCAUUUUCAACUCUUGACGUCUCAGAUGUUGAUACCUUUAUUUCUGAAUCUAUCCACCCCUCGCUUAUGAACCCAAGCUGGAAAGUAGUAGACGUCCUGCCUGCACGUCCUCUCCAGGAGAUCGCCGUGGAUGGGACAAUCAACCUUCCCCGAUAUUCUGCACGGUACGAAUUAUUCUACUUGGAUGCAGCUGUCGACCAGUCGCACCUAUUCAAAAGCUGUCAGGAACUCAUAUCUCGCAACGAGAUCCUACGGACGAUUUUCGUCAAGUCCGGCGGUUCUUGUUUCGGCGUUGUGAUAGAGGAACUACAACUUCCCCUAGAUGAAUACCAAAUAGACGGCGACCUGACAGCUUUUGCGGAGCAGCUUUGUGGUCUUGAUAUCCAGACGGUGAUGCCACUUGGAUCCCCUUUCAUAAAGUUCUUCUUUGUCCAGAGUUCUAGUGGACUGAGUUGCCUGAUUAUGCGUAUUUCCCAUGCUCAAUAUGACGAAAUCUGCCUCCCCAUUUUACUUCGUCAGCUUUCCGCUUUAUACGAGGGCGAGCUGGUUCCUGCAGGCUUACCUUUCUCGUCAUUUGUCCACCACAUCGUCAGAAACAACAUCCCACAAAGCAUAGAAUACUGGCGACGCCUGCUCCAGGGUUCCUCUAUGUCAGUUCUGCGCCCAUCAACGCCGUUAAUCAGCAAAAAGUCGAUUUUUAUAUCCAAAACGUUUGACAUCUCAUCACGUUCGAAAGAAAUCACGCUUGCCACUCUCCCUACAGCAGCAUGGGCACUAUGCUUGGCUCGCCGUUUGUCCCUACGUGACGUCACAUUCGGAGAAGUUGUCAGUGGUCGCAACAUCGAUUUCGCCAAUUGUGACACGGUCGUCGGACCAACUUGGCAGUACAUUCCAGUAAGAGUCAAGUUCAAAUCUGGUUGGACGGUAGUCGACCUGCUCAACUUUGUUCAACACCAGCACAUCUCAAGCACGCCGUUCGAAGGCAUAGGGCUUAAGGAAAUUGUUCGGAAAUGUACAGACUGGCCCGAGACGACGGAAUGGUUUGACUCUGUCGUACAUCAAGACGUUGAGCAUGUGGAGAGCCUACGUUUUUUGUCAGCCAAUAGCCGGAUGGAUACUAUUUACCCACACCUGGAGCCUCUUCGUGAGUGGAAAAUACAGGCUUUCCCGAAAGGGGACAGCUUAUGUAUCGAGAUCGUCACAUUUGAGUCCUGGAGAGCAGAGGCCGAUUCUAUCCUCAACGAAAUGGGUGACAUUAUCUCGCUGCUGGUGACCAAACCAAAUUCAACACUGUUUCGGGCAGACGUGAUGGAAGAGAGCACUCCACCUACGAGCUGA